GUACUGAUGGAUAAUAUACUGUGUUCUGGCCAGUGUCCUCAAGUAAAUCAAUUCAUAAUAAUAAAAAAAAAUCUAUACUUGAUUUGCACUACUGUCACAUCUUAACUUUUGUUCACUGACCCCAACCACCAUGGGUUUCAAAAAAUCUUUUGUAAUAUUGUUUAGUUUGAAAAAUAUGCUGUCCAAGUCUCUCUGAUUUGGUCUUAAAAACACCGUUCAGAUUUUGUGAGGAGCUAUGGCGCAGCCAAGCCUGAUUGUGUCCUUGUGUGUUAAUGCUGAGUGAAGCUGUUUGCGCAAUCCUCUUGGCUCUCUCUCCUCAUGCCUGCGCACAGUGUUGGUUGGUUGGCAGGCAGGCGAACAGGCAGUGCAGUCUGUGCCAACACAGCUGCCUAUUGAGAGGCAUCGUUAUGGACACAAUGUGAGCGACAGACUUGCUGUAUCAACAGCUCCCCCUUUUCUGCUGUUGUGGCCAGAAAUAAACCAUAAAUACCCCCCUGUCACUGCCUUCCAAUGGCUCAACCCCACCAAACACCAAGUGGCAUUGAAUAAGAGGGACAGCACCACUUCUAAGCAGGCAUACCCAGUGGAGGCGUGAUUGGAAGAAUGUCAGAACAGCAGAGUGCCCCAGAGCAGCUGGCUGCAGGGAAGAGCCAGGGUGGAGCAGCAGCCACAUACAAGGUGGUGCUGUUUGAAUUUGAGAACUUCCAGGGAAGCAAGGCCGAGUUCUCAGCAGAGUGCAAAGAUGUACUCGAGAAGGGCCUCCAGAAGGUCGGCUCAGUGAUAGUUGAAUCUGGGCCAUGGGUGGGUUAUGAUCGGCAUGGCUUCACAGGGGAGCAGUUUAUUCUGGAGAAAGGCCAGUACCCUCGUUGGGACACGUGGACCAACAGUCAGAAUAGCUACUCCCUCUUGUCUAUAAGGCCACUCAAAGUGGAUGGGGCUGACCACAAGCUACACUUGUUUGAGAACCCUGGAUUUACGGGUAGAAAGAUGGAGAUUAUUGAUGAUGAUGUCCCCAGUUUGUGGGGCCACGGUUUUCAAGAUCGCGUAGCAAGCGUCAAAGCUCUCAAUGGAACAUGGGUGGGCUACAUGUACCCAGGCUACAGGGGGCGCCAGUUUAUCUUUGAACUAGGGGAUUUCAAGCACUGGAAUGACUGGGAGGCCCCUGAACCCCAGAUCCAGUCUGUCCGACGUGUGCGGGACAUGCAGUGGCACAAGAGGGGCUGUUUCUCUGCUCCAGACCCGGCUCCAGCUCCCGGUCCGGACCCAGAUCCCACUCCGGCACCUCCUGCUCCGGCACCCCCUGCUCCAUCUGCCAAAGGUGGGGCCAGCUGAGCGGGAUCCUAACCUGCUUCCCACCCAGACUCUCCCAAGCUCCACAUAGAGCCUGUCCUCUGCCUUCACUAACCACGACAAAUGCUGCUUACCCCCACAGAGGAGUGCCAUAUAUG
This is a messenger RNA of Phycodurus eques (leafy seadragon), 1448 nucleotides long. RefSeq names its product beta-crystallin B3-like. The coding region runs from base 604 to 1332 and encodes 242 amino acids. The transcript is spliced from 6 exons. Gene Ontology annotation, biological process: visual perception; lens development in camera-type eye. Lineage: Eukaryota; Metazoa; Chordata; Actinopteri; Syngnathiformes; Syngnathidae. The record is from RefSeq and is a predicted model, not a curated record. Gene Ontology annotation, molecular function: structural constituent of eye lens.